This is a messenger RNA of Trichechus manatus latirostris (Florida manatee), 765 nucleotides long. It is a transcript of the gene H1-4, whose product is annotated as H1.4 linker histone, cluster member. Bases 65 to 724 code for a protein of 219 amino acids. The transcript has a single exon. Gene Ontology annotation, biological process: nucleosome assembly. Gene Ontology annotation, molecular function: structural constituent of chromatin; DNA binding. The record is from RefSeq and is a predicted model, not a curated record. Gene Ontology annotation, cellular component: nucleosome. NCBI's taxonomy places the organism in Eukaryota, Metazoa, Chordata, Mammalia, Sirenia, Trichechidae.
GCCUGAGUCCCGGCCAGUGUCUCUGUUUCCGGCUGGAAUUGCAUUUCCUACGCCCACCCUCAACAUGUCCGAGACUGCGCCCGCCGCGCCCGCCGCUCCGGCCCCUGCCGAGAAGGUGCCAGUGAAGAAGAAGCCCCGCAAGUCCGGAGGUGCAGCGAAACGCAAAGCGUCCGGGCCCCCGGUGUCCGAGCUCAUCACCAAGGCGGUAGCCGCGUCCAAGGAGCGCAGCGGCGUGUCCCUGGCUGCGCUCAAGAAGGCGCUGGCGGCCGCCGGCUAUGAUGUGGAGAAGAAUAACAGCCGCAUCAAGCUGGGUCUCAAGAGCCUGGUGAGCAAGGGUACCCUGGUGCAGACCAAGGGCACCGGUGCCUCAGGCUCCUUUAAGCUCAACAAGAAGGCAGCUUCAGGGGAAGCCAAGCCCAAAGCCAAGAAAGUGGGCGCAGCCAAGGCUAAGAAGUCCGCUGGGGCAGCUAAGAAGUCCAAGAAGGCGGCGGGGACGGCCACCCCGAAGAAGAGCGCCAAGAAGACCCCAAAGAAGGCGAAGAAGCCAGCUGCGGCUACAGGAGCCAAAAAAGCAAAGAGCCCGAAAAAGGCGAAAGCAGCCAAGCCCAAGAAGACGCCUAAGAGUCCAGCAAAAGCCAAAGCGGUGAAACCCAAGGCGUCUAAACCAAAGACCGCCAAGCCCAAGGCUGCCAAGCCAAAGAAGGCGGCAGCCAAGAAAAAAUAAGUUUUCUUGGCCAACUGCUUACAGGCUCAACACAACCCAAA